AAUUGAACUAAAUACUCAGCACUGAUUCGUAUGUGCUGUGUGUGAGAACUGCUCUUAGUUUAAAACAGAAGUGUGUUGUCUCUUGUAGAAAUGUUAAAUCAGAGUUUUAUCAAAGUGUCUUGUGAGUUUUGUGUGUGAUUGUUGUCAAUAUUUGGUGGAAGGAGUAACUUGUUUCUGGCAGGAUCAUCACAGACGGACCAUGAUUUUCGCCGGCAGCGUCCGUGUGUUUGCUUCCCGCAAACACAGGACAUUAAAAGUUCAACAAAGCAGUUUCACCGCAACGUCUUCCCGGUGAUUCUAUCCACUAAUGUGUUUUCUAACGAUAUGGCCGCGUUUGAGGUUUACAUACAUCGUUUUUGGGCCAUUUAUGGCACAAAAUGAAGCGAAAACUUGCUGUUCGCUCCGAGAAACCAGGACGUUUCCGAGAUGUUUGAAGUCUCCUGGAACGAACCGUACCGGUUCAGGAGGUCGACUGUGAGCGCAGUUUGGACGGCGGGGAGUCUUCUUCGUGCUCUGGUGAUUAUUGUGUUGGUCAGUGUUGAUUUUCAAAGGUUUUUGUUUGAAAACCCUCGCGGAGAAAACACAAGUAGGCCUCGUUUGAGGAAGCAGGCCAGCGGCGGGGAGGGUUGCUUCUCCACGGUUCUCAUGUGUGAUAUAAGUCCCGCCUCCUGCACUCAGCUCUCACUCGUUCAGUUGAACACCGACACGCACGCAGACAUGGCAGAGGAAGCUCCAGCAGCAGCCGCAGCGCCGGCGAAAGCCCCGGCCAAGUCCCCGAAGAAGAAGAAGGCCGCUGCCCGCCCCAAGAAGGACGGACUCAGCAUCUCCAAGCUCAUCGUGGCCGCUGUGGCCGAGUCCAAGGAGCGCAAGGGCAUGUCCCUGGCGGCGCUCAAGAAGGUGCUCGGAGGCAAAGGGGUGGACGUGACCAAGGCCAACAAGCGCAUCAACACCGCCGUCACCAAGCUGGUCACCAAAGGGUCCCUGAGCCAGACUAAAGGCACCGGAGCUUCCGGGUCUUUCAAGCUCGCCAAGGAACCCAAAGCCGUCAAACCGGACAAAAAGGUGGUGAAGAAGAAGGCUCCCGCCAAAGCCAAGAAACCCGCCGCCAAGAAGACCGCCGCGGCUAAAAAGCCAGCCGCCAAGAAACCCGCCGCUAAGAAGUCCCCGAAAAAAGCCCCGGCUAAGAAGGCAGCGACCAAGAAGGUGGCGCCCAAGAAGAGUCCCAAGAAGCCCGCUGCAAAGAAGGCAAAGGCCGCCAAGAAGCCCGCUGUCAAGAAGACUGCCGCCAAGAAACCCGCGGCCAAGAAGGCAAAGAAGUAGAUCCGCCGCUUCGGCUGCGUUCACCGCACCAAAGGCUCUUUUAAGAGCCACCACACACUCUACUCCAGAGCUAUUUCCACAGAAUGAGCCCUCUGACGGUACAAGGCACACAGGAACACAUCUCCAUUGUGCUAACAAUGUGUUAACAAGCAGUGACCUGAUCACAGAAGUGCGAAUGAACGUCUGACGCAUACAAUGUAUUUGCAUGACAUGAGAUUGAUUUUCUAAAAUCAAUCAACAAUCGCAACGGAACCCUGAAUUGAAUGGUGGCAUGACGAUGUCAGACUGAGCUGCAUUUCUGUCACAUUGUCACCAAACUCGACUUCCAAAGCAUAAAGACAACAAUGAGCCUACAGUUGAAUCAAA
Molecule: messenger RNA, 1686 nt
Organism: Oryzias latipes (Japanese medaka)
Lineage: Eukaryota; Metazoa; Chordata; Actinopteri; Beloniformes; Adrianichthyidae
Biological process (GO): nucleosome assembly
Cellular component (GO): nucleosome
Molecular function (GO): DNA binding; structural constituent of chromatin
Source: RefSeq, a predicted model, not a curated record